This is a messenger RNA of Cotesia glomerata, 1455 nucleotides long. RefSeq names its product cyclin-L1. The transcript has a single exon. Gene Ontology annotation, biological process: regulation of transcription by RNA polymerase II. The coding region runs from base 163 to 1353 and encodes 396 amino acids. The record is from RefSeq and is a predicted model, not a curated record. Lineage: Eukaryota; Metazoa; Arthropoda; Insecta; Hymenoptera; Braconidae. Gene Ontology annotation, molecular function: cyclin-dependent protein serine/threonine kinase regulator activity. Gene Ontology annotation, cellular component: nucleus.
AGUCCAACAUGCACUGCGUGAACAGCUAAUGUUUGGUUUUAUAUUUUUGUUUUAACUCCAAGAUUUGCAUGUAUUAAUAAUUUAUAUUAAAUAUAAAUUUUACUGUCAAAAACAAGGUAUUAAAAACAAUAAUUUAUUUAUUAUUAUCAUAUCAGUGUAACAAUGAGUUCAAAAGAAAACAUAGUUCCCACAACUAAAAAUGUGUCAGUGAAUAAUACAAAACCGUACGGUAGCAUUGUGUUAACCUUACAAAACUGUUUAUUGCCAGAAGAAAAAUUAAUUACCACUCCGUCUCGAUUGGAUGGAUUGGAUGCCGAGACGGAGAUAGAUUUGCGAAUUUAUGGCUGCGAGCUGAUCCAAACAGCUGGAAUCUUGUUGAAAUUACCACAGGUCGCGAUGGCCACAAGUCAAGUCUUGUUCCAGAGAUUUUAUUACAGUAAAUCUCUGGUGAGACACGACAUGGAGAUCACCGCCAUGGGCUGUGUUUGCUUGUCAAGUAAAAUCGAAGAAGCACCUCGAAGAAUCAGGGAUGUAAUAAACGUCUUCAAUCACAUCAAACAGGUAGCCAAUCAGAAAACAAUCCAACCAGUAAUUCUUGAUCAAAAUUAUGUAGCUCUGAAAAAUCAAGUAAUUAAAUCAGAGCGUCGAGUUUUGAAAGAGUUGGGCUUCUGUGUUCACGUGAAACAUCCUCACAAGAUAAUUGUCAUGUACUUACAAGUAUUGGGGUAUGAAAAAAAUCGGGCUUUGAUGCAAAAAUGCUGGAAUUACAUGAACGAUUCGCUGCGUUCAGAUGUAUUUUUACGACACCAUCCAGAAACAAUUGCUUGCGCUUGUGUUUAUUUGGGCGCUAGAGAGCUCCAACUUCCUUUGCCAUCACAGCCUCCUUGGUUUGCUUUGUUCAAGGUCAAAGAAUCGGCCAUCAGAGACGUUUGUAAGUGUAUUCUGAGGCUGUAUUCUCGCCCGAGGAUAAAUUCCGAGCAGCUGGAGAAAAAAGUCGAGGAACUAAGGCGAAAAUUCGAAGAAGCUAGGUCCAAAGCACGCGGCGAUGCUGAAGGACACACUCCCAGUCCUCCUCUUCCGAAGCACCACAAUGCUUGGGGAGGUUUCAUCAGCCGUAGUGGAACUCAUGCCGUUCCAGAACGAGCGAAAUCACCCAAGCACUCAAAAUCUUCCAGCAAUGCUUCGGGGUCUGUUCAACGGAGUGAAGAAACUAAACAUAAUAAGCGGAAGAAGCACUCAAGUAGAAGCAGAUCCAGGAGUCACAGUCGCAGUCGGACUCGCAAGACCAAAAAAACUCACCGUCAUAGAUCUGGAAGUCAUAAAUCUCGCAGUAGAUACAGAUCGCGUAGUUAAUACGCUUUUUUCUAAAAGAUUAAUUAUAGGAUUAAUGUUUAUUUCAAUAAUAUUGUAAUUAACUUUUGUUUAGUUGAAAAUAAAUUUGUGAAUUAAAAAUAA